GGCUAGGCUGAAGCUGGGAGAGAAAUGAAGUUGUGCUAAAAAAGCCUUUUAGCCAUAAAGAAGUUAUUAGGCAUUUCUCAGCCUCAAAUUAGGGCUACUUCAUUAAUAUCAGCUUCGUCCCCAUUAUGGGAGAGGGAGAGUCUGCAAGCACAUAAAGGGGAUAGGAAGGAGGCAAUAUCUGUCUACCCAGCUGGGGGAGAAGCAAACUUUCCCUCUGCUCUUAAUGAUCUCAAUUAAAGAGCUGGGCUCCUCACCCUGAGAAAGCUCUCUGCAGACUGCUGGGUGCGGGAUUGAAGUGGCACGGAGAAAGUUACCUGAGCCAGAUCCCUGCUGAAGGAGCCUAAAAACCAAUGACUUCAGGCCUCGGAUGGACAGCAGAAGACUAAAAUAAAAGGGAUUAUUAUGUCUCUUUCCCGAGGAGCUAUGUUUGCAGCAAUGAGCAGAAGGAAAGGACUGACCUCCCUUCUUGGGGCGCGGGCUGGUGCGGGAGGCAUUUAGUUUUCUCUGCAGCCCCUUGGAUCGUCCGAGCUGCAUCGAAAAACACCUUUCCGAAGCCGCUUGCAUUCAGCUAACGUCAGUGUGAAAGUGAAUCUAUUAUAUAUAUCUAUAUACACACGCGCACACACAUAUAUAUGUGUAUUUUUCAAUGUAACUCCUGGCUUUUCAUUGUUUUUAAACAAAACAAGCAAACCAGCCGCGCUCAGCAACGAUGCUUGAGGCUUCUGCAAGAUGAAUUGUCGCUGAAAGUUUCUGCCCCCGCUUUGGAUGAAGCUGCGGAGUUUAAACUGUAAGAAGGAAGGGGGAAAAAACCACCAUGAAAGAGAAAUCCAAAAAUGCUGCCCGGACUAGACGGGAGAAAGAAAACAGUGAAUUUUAUGAACUGGCUAAAUUACUGCCUUUGCCCUCGGCCAUCACCUCUCAACUGGACAAAGCAUCCAUAAUCCGGCUCACCACCAGCUAUUUAAAAAUGAGGGUGGUUUUUCCUGAAGGACUUGGAGAAGCCUGGGGCCACUCUAGUCGCACCAGCCCUUUGGAUAAUGUUGGACGGGAACUGGGAUCUCAUCUUUUGCAGACUUUGGAUGGUUUCAUAUUUGUGGUGGCCCCCGAUGGCAAGAUCAUGUACAUCUCAGAGACGGCCUCCGUUCACCUGGGUUUAUCGCAGGUAGAGCUGACCGGGAACAGCAUUUAUGAAUACAUCCACCCGGCCGACCACGACGAGAUGACCGCGGUGCUCACAGCCCACCAGCCUUACCACUCCCACUUCGUGCAGGAGUACGAGAUCGAGCGGUCCUUCUUCCUAAGGAUGAAGUGUGUCCUGGCCAAGAGGAACGCCGGCCUGACCUGCGGGGGCUACAAGGUUAUCCAUUGCAGCGGGUACCUGAAGAUCCGCCAGUACAGCCUGGACAUGUCCCCCUUCGAUGGCUGCUACCAGAACGUGGGCCUGGUCGCCGUGGGCCACUCGCUCCCUCCCAGCGCGGUGACGGAAAUCAAGCUGCACAGCAAUAUGUUCAUGUUCCGAGCCAGCCUGGAUAUGAAGCUCAUCUUCUUAGAUUCCAGGGUAGCCGAGCUAACAGGUUACGAGCCUCAGGACCUGAUAGAGAAGACCCUCUACCACCACGUCCAUAGCUGUGACACUUUCCACUUGCGCUGUGCUCAUCAUCUGUUGCUGGUGAAAGGGCAAGUGACCACCAAGUACUACCGCUUCCUGGCCAAGCACGGCGGCUGGGUGUGGGUGCAGAGCUACGCCACCAUCGUGCACAACAGCAGAUCUUCGCGGCCCCACUGCAUCGUCAGCGUUAACUACGUCCUCACGGAAACUGAAUAUAAAGGACUACAACUAUCCCUGGAUCAGGUUACAGCAACAAAGCCAUCGUUCUCAUAUGCAAAUUCAACUCCAGCCAUAACGGACAACAGAAAGGGAAGCAAAUCACGCCUCUCAAAUACAAAGUCAAAAUCAAGGACAUCACCAUAUCCACAGUAUUCUGGAUUUCAUACAGAAAGAUCUGAAUCUGACCAUGAAAGCCAGUGGGGUGGAAGCCCACUCACUGAUACUGCUUCUCCACAAUUAUUGGAACCUGCUGAGAGACCAAGCUCACAACACCAUGAUGUCUCCUGUGCCUAUAGACAGUACUCGGACCGCAGCGCUCUCUGCUAUGGCUUUGCACUUGACCAUUCUAGGUUGACUGAUGACAGACAUUUCCAUACUCAGGCCUGUGAAGGUGGCAGAUGUGAAGCUGGUAGAUAUUUCCUGGGCACACCGCAGCCUGGAAGAGAGACUUGGUGGGGUUCUCGUUCAGCACUGCCCCUGACCAAAUCAUCCCCUGAAAGCAGAGAAGCAUAUGAGAAUAGCAUGCCCCACAUAACUUCAGUUCACAGGAUUCAUGGGAGAGGACACUGGGAUGAGGAUAGUGUUGUUAGUUCACCCGAUCCAGGCUCUGCUAGUGAAUCAGGAGACCGAUAUCGUCCUGAACAGUAUCAGAAUAGUCCACAUGAGCCCAGCAAAAUUGAAACUCUAAUAAGAGCUACUCAACAAAUGAUUAAAGAGGAAGAAAACAGGCUACAGCUACGGAAAACAACUCCUGAUCCAUUGGUCUCUCUUAAUGGAGCAGGGAAAAAGCACUCCCUUUGCUUUGCUAACUACCAGCAGCAGCAGAUGACAGGGGAUGUCUGUCAUAUUCCUACGGUUGCCAACACCUCUCCAUGUGAACACAUUCAGCAACGAGAUGGGAAGAUUAUGAGCCCACAUGAAAAUGACUAUGACAACAGUCCCACGACACUGUCUAGAAUAAGCAGCCCAAAUUCUGACCGAAUUUCAAAGUCCAGUUUGAUACUAGCUAAAGACUAUCUGCAUUCAGACAUGUCCCCACAUCAAACCACCGGAGACCAUCCAGCAGCUUCUCCAACCUAUUACAGCUCACACAGGCAGUAUUUUGAUAAGCAUGCUUAUACAUUAACUGGAUAUGCUCUUGAACAUCUAUAUGACAGCGAAACUAUUAGAAACUAUUCCUUGGGCUGUAAUGGAUCACACUUUGAUGUGACUUCUCAUUUAAGAAUGCAGCAAGAUCCAGCACAGGGACACAAGGGGACCUCUGUUAUAAUAACCAAUGGAAGCUGACAUUUUUUUCUAAUAUAUUUUGUUCUUUAAAAAACAAAACAAAACAAAACAAGCCCUUUGAAAUGUAAUUGGAAGAUAUAUAUGUUUUAAGGCCCUUGUUACCAGCAUUUGAUAUACCACAAUGCACUAGAGAAAAUACCUAAAGUACUGGGGAAAAGUUAGUAGAUGUGUUCAUUUAAAAAUAAUGCACUGGCAUUAGGGUUAUAGUGAAUACAACUAAAUACAAUGUGGCUGUCAUAUUAUAUAGAAAAGCUGGGAAAGGCUUGGGCUGGGCUGGCUAAGCAGACUUUUGGUAGACUAGUUGAGCAGUUUAUGUACACUGGGCACAUCUGGAUGAGAUGCUUUACUGUACAGUAGAUUAAUUUGCUACACAGUAAAACAUCACUAUCUACAUGUACAUGUGAGUGGCAGUUAGGGUGCAGUAGACAAAUUUACUGUGCUGCUGGAUUGUCCCAUCAGAUACAAGUGGUAUCUGGCAGCACAGUAUUUUACCGAACUUAA
Molecule: messenger RNA, 3616 nt
Organism: Gavialis gangeticus (Gharial)
Lineage: Eukaryota; Metazoa; Chordata; Crocodylia; Gavialidae
Gene: SIM1
Product: single-minded family bHLH transcription factor 1
Exons: 12
Coding region: 815-3115 (766 amino acids)
Biological process (GO): regulation of transcription by RNA polymerase II
Molecular function (GO): DNA-binding transcription factor activity, RNA polymerase II-specific; protein dimerization activity; RNA polymerase II transcription regulatory region sequence-specific DNA binding
Source: RefSeq, a predicted model, not a curated record